Molecule: messenger RNA, 1809 nt
Organism: Peronospora matthiolae
Lineage: Eukaryota; Oomycota; Peronosporomycetes; Peronosporales; Peronosporaceae
Source: the annotation of a GenBank genome assembly
AUGACCGCGCCGCCCCGCAAGCGCCAGAAGAGUCGCGGGCGUCGCAAGUCCAAGACGGAGCGUCUGGCCCGAUCCACGGACGUUGCUGUAUCGUCUGAGAAUCUGCUCCAGCUCCUUCAGGGCAGCUCCAGUCACGAAUGGGACGCAGCGCAAAGUCUCGCCCAGCAAAUGGGUACACUGGAAGCACGGGCGACUGUUGUCCGCGUGCUUUUGCAGGAACGAGAGGCCCCCCGAGCCGCGGCGCACUAUGCGAAGCGCCUGAAUCUCCGUGAUGAAGAGCUGGUGUCUGCGGUGACGUCGAGUGGGGCGGUUUCUCCCUUGCUCCUGGCGCAAUUUUUCGUGGAAUUGGAGGAAGAAACACUUGCCACGAGCAAGCGUCUGGACCGAUUUGUAUGGCCCUGGAUGCUGCAGUCAGUGGAGAAGAAAGAGCACAAGAUGGCGGUGAAGGCAGCGGUGCAUUUGAUGCUGCACCCGACCGCUUCAGACGAUGUCAAGAUGCACGACAAGCGGGAGCGGGGCAGGAGACUGCAACGAGCACUAGUGACGCAGUGUCUACGGACUGGGAAAUUGCUGCAUCUGGUGCCGAUGCACGCGAAAGCGUUUGCCGAUCAGAUGGAUGUCCAUUUUGCAGCAAGUGCUGGAAAUGAUGAAGAGAACCAGUGUCUAAGAGUCGAUCAAGACAAUGAGAAGGAGCUGCAGAUCCGGCAACGACUGGCCUGGCGUGUACAAGAAUGUCUUUGUCUGAUGUGGCCAGAUGCGCGUGUGGAAGUAUUUGGUUCCUCCGUCACUGGUCUCCUGCCGAACCCUGAUGAAGCAAAUCAAAAACCUGCUGAUGUCGAUCUCUGCGCUCUGUUGCCAUCGGCACCACAGUUCCGCCAGGAAACGGCGGACUUGGUCACGGAAGUCAAAGACCAUUUGAGUCUGUAUCUUCUGCAUGACAUCACGGAUGGAAUGGAAGGCAGUGUUUCUGCAGUAAGGGGGGCACGAAUCCCCAUUGUUCGCUUUCGAGAUCCAUCAACCGCAUUGCCAUGCGAUCUUUGCGUUAACAACGUGCCUGCAUUAUGGAACACGCGUCUUAUAAGAUGGCUGAUGUACGGUGGUGCUGACACACGUUCGUCAGAGCGAAGAAGGCAGCUUCAGCAUGUGCGACAACUGUGUAGAUGGCUCCGUAAGUGGCGCCAGACCAAAGCGCGUGUGAUUGGUAGCGCUGUGAGCUCGUAUGGACUCACGUUGCUUGCGCUGUACUACCUUCAGCGUGUUAGUGUCUUGCCCGUACUCGACUGCAGCUCACACGUUGUGGAAGAUGGCUCUUCGUUACGUGCACUGUCUGGGAAUGAUAUCGACAAACGCCUUGAAGCUGUUGACAAGCGAUUUGUCGGUACUGGAGAAUCAGAAAACAAGGUGUACGAUUGGUUGGCACUUCGAUGUGGCUUUUUCUGUUUCUACACUUGUCACUUCGACUAUGAGCACACUGUAGUGAGCUUGCGGACAGUUGAUGUCAUGACAAAGACCCAUAAGGGCUGGUCUCGUCAAAACGACGUUCGUCUGUGUCUUGAAGAUCCAGUGGAAACUGAGCGCGACCUGGGAUUGCUCUGUUCUAGACGCGCACUCGGUCGUCUACGCUGUGCUUUUGCCCAUGCGUGCGUUGUGCUGAGUAACGGGGACGACACAAAAGAAGGUGGGACGGUUUUACAGGCAGCACAGCAAGGUAUGGAGGUAAACCUGCUGGCGUCGUGGGCCUACGAAGAGGAAAACGCAUGCGAGGCAGAAGACGUUAAGAAGGCAGCAAGCAGCAAGACGCUGGUUUGA